AUGCCACAAGAGCAGCGAAAGCGGAAAAUGCCGACUCCUAAGCUCCAGUUCGAUCAAGUUCUGACGAAGAACAUACCUCUGACAGAUAUCCGAAAAUCUGGAGCUGUCUGCGACGUCGCAUUCGAUUCCGACCAUCACCCACUUCUUCUCAGCUUUAUGGCACGGUUCCAAAAAAGGUAUCGGAGAGUUCAACAUCAACCGAAACUCGACUUGGCAGCACCGAGGAAGGAGUUCGCCUUUGCAUCUGCGGAGACAAUAUCCACGUACAAUUCUGUAUGUGUUGCCCACACUGACUUCAGCCAAGAGAAGCGUUUGAGGAGAUUGCGUCGUCAGCUGAAACGUGACCGUGAGAACAAAUGGACGUCAAGAGCGGAGGAGUUCGAGAAGGCGUGGAAGGAGAAGAACGAGACGUGA
Messenger RNA from Necator americanus (New World hookworm), 414 nucleotides. RefSeq lists its product as uncharacterized. The record is from RefSeq and is a predicted model, not a curated record. NCBI's taxonomy places the organism in Eukaryota, Metazoa, Nematoda, Chromadorea, Rhabditida, Ancylostomatidae. The coding region runs from base 1 to 414 and encodes 137 amino acids. The transcript has 2 exons.